Messenger RNA from Sinocyclocheilus grahami, 1224 nucleotides. RefSeq names its product ADP-ribosylation factor interacting protein 1 (arfaptin 1) (gene arfip1). Gene Ontology annotation, molecular function: phospholipid binding; protein domain specific binding. Gene Ontology annotation, cellular component: trans-Golgi network membrane. The coding region runs from base 1 to 1224 and encodes 407 amino acids. Gene Ontology annotation, biological process: intracellular protein transport; regulation of Arp2/3 complex-mediated actin nucleation. Lineage: Eukaryota; Metazoa; Chordata; Actinopteri; Cypriniformes; Cyprinidae. The record is from RefSeq and is a predicted model, not a curated record. The transcript is spliced from 9 exons.
AUGUCUUCAUUUGUGUUUCAAAGGAGACAUACAUGCUGUGGCUCCAGUAUAUCUACUGAGUCUGACACACACGUCCUCUUCCGGGUGUGUUUGAAAAGACUUUCACUGAGCUGUGGAGGGAUUCGCUGUGUCUCGAAUGAUACACACAGCAACUCAAACUCAAGCCAAGACCAUUUUUAUGAAAAGAGCUGUGCAACAAGAAAGAGAACAGUUGUAAUCUGUGUGCAGGUGGCUAUGGCAGAGGAGGCCCACAGAAGCCAGGCUGCUCAAAUCUCAGUCACCAGAAACGGAGAAGCAGACAAGAGUCACGAGGAAGUGUUUCACAGGGAUGUGCCACACAAUGUCUCCUCUGGACCAAUCACAUCACAGUCCCACAAUUCACCUGAAAACUAUGCAAUGAAUGAGGGAGUGGUCCAAGUGGGGCCAUAUACAGGGUCGCCAUUCCAGGCCACCACACCUAAAGUUGCCCCCAGUCCUGCAGCAGCCAGCCGGCUAGCUCGCAGCAUCAGCGAUAGUCAGGUGGAGACACGGAAAGGUGCUUUGAGAGAGCAGCAGAUGGGAGGAGCAGUGGUCCUUGCUGAUGACUUAAAGAGUCCUGCCAUAGAGAAACUGGAGCUGGUGAGGAAGUGGAGCAUCAACACUUACAAAUGCACUAAGCAAAUUCUGUCGGAGAAGUUAGGUCGUGGCUCCCGUACAGUUGAUUUGGAGCUGGAGGCACAGAUCGAGGUUCUCCGUGACAACAAACGAAAGUAUGAGCAUGUUAUCAAGCUGGCGCAGACACUUUGCACUCAGCUGGCGCAGAUGCUGCAGACACAGAGACAGCUGGGUGACGCGUUUGCUGACCUUAGUCUCAAGACACCCGAGCUACAUGAGGAAUUUGGCUACAAUGCUGAAACCCAAAAACUCCUGGCGAAAAAUGGAGAAACUCUGUUGGGAGCUAUCACCUUCUUUAUCUCCAAUGUUAAAACUCUAGUGGAUAAAACUAUAGAGGACACCUUGAUCAACAUUAAGCAAUAUGAAGCAGCAAGGAUUGAGUAUGACGCAUAUCGCACAGAUUUAGAGGAGCUCAAUCUGGGUCCACGGGACGCCAACACACUCCCUAAGAUCGAGCUGUCUCAGCAACAGUUCCAGAUCCACCGUGAGAAAUAUGAAAAGAUGCGCAAUGAUGUCUCAGUCAAACUCAAGUUUCUGGAGGAAAACAAGGUAGGAGAAUGUAUCUUAUAA